This is a messenger RNA of Myripristis murdjan (pinecone soldierfish), 7432 nucleotides long. It is a transcript of the gene zfc3h1, whose product is annotated as zinc finger C3H1-type containing. Gene Ontology annotation, molecular function: protein binding. The transcript is spliced from 35 exons. Bases 158 to 6475 code for a protein of 2105 amino acids. Gene Ontology annotation, biological process: RNA processing. Lineage: Eukaryota; Metazoa; Chordata; Actinopteri; Holocentriformes; Holocentridae. The record is from RefSeq and is a predicted model, not a curated record. Gene Ontology annotation, cellular component: exosome (RNase complex); nucleus.
AGGGAGAAGAAGGAGAGCGUCGUAGCUAGCUUACAUGAAUUAGUUGGUUACUGGAGCUAGCAUACUUCCUUACCAGUCAAACGACAGCUCUAAUUUCUCAGUUACGAACAAAUGAAUUUAGCUUAGCCAGUAGCUGUUAAGUUGAAUUUUAUUACACAUGGAUUUAAGUUCGGUUAACCGUUCGCCGAAAGAAGAAGGGGAGCUUGAAGACGGGGAGAUUUGCGAUGAUGAAACAGAGGAAAAUGUGCUUAUGCCGCUGGGGGAUGGUAGGCCCAGCAGCAUUUCUCAACGGACACAGAAGCCACCAAACGUCAAACAUCCGCACAAUAUGCUGCCACUUAUGGCGCACCCGACGCCAGAUUUCCGCAUGUUAAUGCCCUACAGCCUCGGACCUCGUCUACGCGGGCCCUUUCCGCCGAGCCACAGGCAGCAGUGUGGGCCUAGCGGGCCCGAUCGACCCCCUCCUCCACCACCACCGGGACUCGGCCCUCACGGAGAGCCGAGCCCACGAUCCAACUUCUGGGAGCGAAGUCACAGCGCCCUGGGAAGAUUUAGGCACCGGACCGUACCGAACGGAGUACGCGGGGACUGGAACAGAGGCGGCUGGGGAGAGAGUAACAUUAGACCUCCCCCUGGUCGUUAUGGGCCCGGAGAGAGUCACGGCAACAAGAAGGACUCUCCCACGAGAAAACAAAAACAAUCCGGCAGGAACCAAGCAAGAAAACCAGCACACAGUGUUGCCAAACCAGAAAAUGGUGUUGAUGAGACCUUCGAGGACUUGCUCUCAAAGUAUAAGCAGAUUCAGCUCGAGCUGGAAUGCAUUCGAAAAGAGGAAACCAUGGCUCUGGAACCCAAAGGGUCCCCAGCAAGAGAGGAGGCACCAUCCAAUGCUGCCAGUAUUACUGAAGCCAAACCAGUACCUGAAAUAGCCAGUAUUCAGAGUCCAGCUGCCACAGAGGAUGUCCCAGGUCCAGAGAAGACAGAGAAAAAAGUGUUCCAGGCCUUCAACAUCAAACCUCUACGUCAGAAACUUCUGACGCCUGCAGAGUUGGAUGCAUUCAAGAGCAAGCAGCCUGAGCAGCAGGAUAAGGAGGAUGAUGGUGAAAAAGAGGGAGAUGAAGGAACAACGCAACAAGAGGGAGUAAAGGCAGAGGACAAAACUGCCAAAGAGGGAGAUGAAAUUGCGUGUGCGUGCUGCAAUCAGGAAACUGAGAAAGGAGAGAAGGGGAAAACAAAGAAGUCUUGUGGCUGCCAGUGCCACAGUGAAUCAUCUGCUUCCAGUGAGGACUCCACCUCCCCUGACAAACUGGAGACGAGUGCUAAAGUUGAGGAAGAGGAGCUGUCGGAACUGCAGCUGCGUCUCCUGGCCUUGCAGUCGGCCAGCAAGAAGUGGCAACAGAAGGAGCAGCAGGUGAUGAAGGAGAGCAAGAAUCGGAUCACCAAGGCCUCCCAGGGGAAGAACUCCAACCUGAGCUCCGGCACCACUCUGUCAAGCAGGCAGAGGGUCACAACCAGGUCUGCUUCCUCCGCUGCUGCUACUGCUGCAGAAAGGACCAGAACGAGGUCCAAACCUCUGGAGAGGGAACGGGACAGGGCAAAGGUUGGGACCAGGCCUCCAGACAGAGAUAGAGAGCGUGUGAAUGCCUUGGAGAGGGAAAGGCCCAAACCUAGUGGCAAGCCACCAAUGGAGAGAGGCAGAACACCAGCCAAGCCUCAUAUGGCCAAGAAGAUGAUCAACCCAGGCUCAGCAGCCAAGCAGGCAUUUAGGAAGCAGCAGUUGCGGACAUGGAAGCUGCAGCAGCAACGGGAGCAGGAUAAGGCACGACAACAGGAAGAGGAGGAACGCCGCAAACGUGAGGACGAAAUCCGCAAGAUCCGUGACCUGUCCAACCAGGAUGAGCAGUACAACCGCUUCAUGAAGCUGGUGGGGGGCAAGACACAGCCCCGCAGUAAAUCUAGGGACCGGGAACACAGGAAAUCAACGGGCAAACAAGGCCUGGACGCCUCAGGGAACCUCUACCAGUAUGACAACUAUGAUGAGGUUGCAAUGGACACAGACAGUGAGGGCUCACCAGUCCCUUCACCAACACAUAAUCCCUUUGCAGCUGAAGAUCCUGGCUGUAUUUCUCAGAUGUCUCUCUACCCAACAGACUCCCCUCAGUUUGGAAUGGAUUUUGCACAGCCUUUCCUGUCCCCCAUAUUAUCUGGUGUUCCUCCCCCACCACCGCCACUUCCUCCCCCACCAGAUGAAGUGGAGCAGCCUCCCAAACCGCCAUUUGCGGACGAGGAAGAAGAGGAGGAGAUGCUACUCAGGGAGACAUGUCUCAUGUCUAUGGCCAACAAGAGGGUGGCUGUAUCAGAGGAGAAGACCUCCACAAGUGGUCCCCCCUCUCCACACCCCCAGCAUGCGGUGGGUGCUCAGCAGCCAUCCAGGGGCAACUUGAGCACAGUCAGCCUGAACACAGUGCCCCAGUCACGAGGCAAGAAGUUCACCAGAGGACAUCAUGUUCCUAGAGCUCCUCUUGUGCUUCCCAGACACAAGGCAGUAGUGGUGUCACUAAAUGAUUCAGACGACAGCGACUCUGACAUGGAUGCCUGCAGCUCCACGCAGACAGUGUUUGGAGGCCUGGAGUUCAUGAUCAAAGAAGCCAGGAGAACUGUAGAGGCAGCAAAGCCGAAAGGCGCAUCAGGAUCUGAGAAGGAGAACAACCCAGGUCGAACUCCAGAGGCCUUGUCUGAAGCCAAGAAGACAGAGUACCGCCUGCUCAAGGAGGAAAUUGCCAACAGGGAGAAGCAGAGGCUGGUGAAAGAGCAGAGCCACAGUCCUCGGAGUGCCGCCUCGCCUGCCGUCUCAGACUCUGAGGUGGACUCAACAGCGAAAGCAACAGCAGAGCUCCAGCUCACUGAGGCAGAAGACAGGCUGACCAAACACAGAGCCUUGCUGCAGAAAGAUGAGGCCAUUCUGAGGCAGCUGCUCCAACAGGAGCUGAAGAAGCGCGAGUCUCUGAGGGCGGCUGAGGCCAAAGUGGCCAAGCUGAGAGAGCAGCUGCUGGCAUCUGAGAAGAUUGUUGGUGUCAACAGCAUACUGCUGAAAAAGCUCCAGGAACAGGUGUAUCGUGUUGAACACCGUGUGUCCAUAAAAAAGAGCCAGACUGUGAAGUUGGAGAGGGAGCUUGCACAGGCCCAGGUGGCUGCCGGCAGAGGGUUGAAACGACGGACUGACUCCACCCAGCUCCUGCCUAAUAAGCUUCAACGUGUGGAUGGACCUCGUGGCUCUGAGCGUCACUUUGCAGAGCUCAUAGCCCAGAAGCAGAGGCUGCAGCAGCUGGAAUCCGAGUACGCCCUCAAGAUCCAGAAGCUGAAGGAGGCCCAGGCCCUGCGCAACCGAGGAAACACGUUGGAACCACCUGUAACAGAGCCGCCUUUGCGAGCUGCCACGCCGCCCCACCUUCAGAGCCAGCUACCGCCCCCCUCCAGCCCCUUCGACUUGCCCCAGCCUUCCUUACAUGACCUCACCCAGGACAAGCUAACCAUAGAUAGUGGAGACGUCGCCGAGCCUGAAGAUCACGAAGCUGAACCUACACCAGCGCCCAGCACCGCCACAGGAACCCGUCGCCACUCUUUCCGUCAGUCCAGCUCUUUCACCAAACCCAAACUGGAGCAGCUUGGCUCGACUCCAGCUAAAGACAACAGUGGCGCCAAGCCGGCCAAAGCCUCAGCUAGUUCCACAGAGCCUUCAGAGAUGUUUACAGGGCUGGACAUGGAUGCCCUGAAGCAGAGAUACCUGCAGCAGGCCCCAUUAGGAGAGCUGCUGCUAACAGAGUUGCAUAAAGUGGGAGAGGAUGCGGAGACCCCUCCAGCUGGAAAGGUUAUUGCACCAGAUGUAGAAGCAGUCACAAGCCAAGUAGGUAGCAUCGAGCAGAAGCCUGUUCCCUUCGGACUGUAUCGUAGCCCUCUUCUGGCCUUCAAAUCAUACAGGUUUAGCCCAUAUUACAGGACCAAGGAGAAGUUAUCACUGAGCUCUGUAACUUAUAGCAACACUAUAGACCCGAAAAAGUCUUUCUGCCGGUUUGACCUGACGGGUACCUGCAAUGAUGAUGACUGCCAAUGGCAACACAUGAGAAACUGCACUUUGACUGGAAACCAGCUCUUCCAGGAUAUUCUUUCCUACAACCUGUCCUUAAUUGGCUGUUCCGAGAGCAGCUCCUACGACGAAAUCAGUGUUUGCACAGAAAAAUAUAUCAAGAAGCUGUUUGGCACAAACAAGGACCGAAUGGGAAUAGACCAAAAGGCUGUCCUCCUCGUGAGCAAAGUGAACGAAAGCAAACGACACGUCCCUCCCUUUACCACAUGUAAGGAUAUCAGGAAGUGGAGGCCAAAGCCAUCGGGGCAGAGUAACUCCAGCCCUGCAGAGGACAGCGACGAUGAGACUAUAGGUGGCUGUCUGGCACUAGGGAAACAUGAUGACUGCUCUAAAACCGGCUUAUCUGCCCUGGAUGUGUGUAUCACGUCAGAGGACAAGCGCUAUUUUGUCAGUGAGACAGAUGACAUAUCAAACCUGGAGAGCAGUGUUGUGGAGAACCCCUGUGACGCUCAGCUUUGGAUCAAAUUGGCUUUCAAAUACCUCAAUCAGAAAGAAACUUCUCCAUCGGAGUGCCUGGACGCUGCCUUGAACACGCUGUCCCGUGCUCUGGAGGACAACUGCGACAACCCAGAGAUCUGGAGCCACUACCUGUUGCUGUUCUCCAAACGAGGCAGGAGGGAGGAAGUACAGGAGAUGUGUGAGAUGGCUGUAGAGCACGCGCCUGACUACCAAGUGUGGUGGAGUUAUUUGAACUUGGAGAACUCCUUUGAGGGGAAGGACUACGUAUGUGAUCGUCUUCUACAGUACCUCCUCACUGUGGCGUCUUCUGGUGUCACAGAGAAAGUCUCCUUCCAGCUUAUGGAGGCUCUGCUCUACAGAGUCGACCUCAAUCUGUUCACAGGCAGGAUGGAGAGUGCCCUGGCCUUUUUACAGAAUGCCUUGAAAUCAGCCAAUGAGAGGAGCAUCGCUGACCACCUGACAGCAAGCGACCGGGCCCUGGUCUGGCUCUCUUACAUCCACCUGACAGAGUUUGAUCGCCUGCCAUCCAGCCUGUACAAUCCAGCCACUUCCAGCCCCUCCAGGCUCGUGAGCCGAGAGCCCUUCCAGCUGCCCUGGAGAACGCCACAGGACAUCAGCACACCACUUGAUAUCCUCAUCGCCCUGUUUGAAGAUGCCAUCCAUCAGUGCAGCGAUGAGACUAUGUCGCCAGCUGAGAGGACGCUGGCCUGCAUGCCUCUGCACACCAAUCUCAUCUCCCUUAACAAACUCCUAGAAAGGUUUGAUGUGGGUAUUCAGCUGUGUGAGUCCUUGAUGGAGUUUUGCCCUGAGUCCUGUAUCCUACGGAACGCCCUGGCCGACCUCCACAUAGCUAAAGGAAACUGCGACCAGGCAGUCAGCAUGUGGCUUCAUGCCCUGGCAGAGUGUCCCAACAACGCUGAGGUCUUCUACCACUCCUGCAAGUUCCUCAUGGCUCAGGAGAAGUCUAGCGCCAUCGUGCCUUUGUUUCGAGGAUUCAUCCUGUCUCUUUGUGAAGAUGAACAGAGUCUGAAGCAACCUAUGGACAUUCUGCGGCACAUCCUUGGUAUUCCCACUGAGGAGAUCUUGCGUGGCCCAGUCAUCAAAAAGGAAGUUCAGGAGCAGCUUGGCCAGCAGAUGCCUUACCUCCAUCUGGUUCACUGCUGCUGGCAGUGGCUGCACGGUACUGUAGAGGAGACGAUGGACGCCUUUGAGAGGGCACUGGGAUCAACCAUGCAGCUGGAUGUGCUUCACAAACUUUGGAUGGAUUAUCUCCAUUUCACCAGCACUCAGCAGGCUGGUGGCCCAGCUGCCAGCAGGUACAAACUCUUCUCAGAAAUGGUGUUGCGUUGUCUGGGCACCGUCCCGUCUCGGCUAGAGCUUCCCUUCAGCCCAGCGGAGUACUGGAGCUGCUACCGCUUCCAUAACAAGGUGGUGACUUACUAUCUGAGCUGUCUGCCGCAGUCCCAGCAUGCCCUUGUCCUGGAGAGACUGCGAAACACCAUGCCCCACAACAUCGAGCUUGGUUUGAGGUUGCUGUACCAUGAGUGGCAGGAUGGAAACACUGAACAUCUGAAAUUCCAGGCCAGGAUGUUGAGCAAUAGUGCUCCAAAGUGUUUGGCCACCUGGAAAAUAGCAAUAGCUGUGGAGAGGGAGCUAAAGGAGCGAUCUGAGGUACGACUACUCUAUCAGCAAGCCCUCCAAAACCUUCCACUGUGUGCCGCCCUUUGGAAAGAUCGUCUGCUGUUUGAAGCUGCUGAGGGAGGUAAAACAGAUAAACUGAGGAAACUUGUUGACAAGUGUCAAGAGGUGGGAGUGAGUCUAAGUGAGCCCCUAAAUUUAGGCCCGGGCAGAACGCAGGGAGAGGAUCAGUGACACUCGCUACCAUUCCUCAGGUCGACCUUCUCUCCAAGAGAGAAAAAUUAAUUAACAAAAAACGAAUCAAAAACAAGAUUGGCGCUAGAUUGUUCAGUGAGACUAUACUAAUGAGACGGCGACUGCCGAGGUAAGCCAGAGGAGGGCAGGCGGGCUACAUUAGUCGCCUCCCCCCUCCUGCAGUGCCGCCUUUGCAAGCCAGGGGGCGCCAGGAAGAAAGGAGCACUCAACCAUGGAGGUCAUUGAACUCCCUCGAAUGUCCAAAACUGUCUGGGCCAGCUUAUAUCAACCUUACAUCACAUACGUAAGUAUAGAUUAUGCUAAGUGACACAGUCUUGCCUUUCUCCCCGUUUUUAAUUUAUGUGUUCCCUUUUUUAUCCCUGUACUGUCACUUUCAUUUGGAGUUUAUUUUCAGUUUUUUACCUGGGGUUUGGUGUUGGGAUGGACCAUGACAUCUCACUGUGGUGUUUGAUAACCUUGUGUGUUUUAAAGGAUGUUUUCCCCCAACAACUGUACAUUGUCUUUCUUUGUCUUGAUGCCUCCCGAGGAAAGGGAUUGAGACAUUUAUUUCACCAUUCUGUUUAACUGAUCCAAAAAAACAAACAAACAAACUGAAAAUUGAAGUCCAUGUGGAUCAUGGCUGCCUGCUAGUAUUCUAUUUGGCCUUUCCGUUGCCACUCGUAUUUGUGAGACUGCCACAGAGACUGAUCAACGCUGUGACUGUCCUCUGCCAGCCGACCAACGGGGAAGGCCCUUUAAACGCAUAACAUUGAUAGUCAAGGACAAGACAGUCAGGACCUUGCUAACAUGUUCUCAUGUGCAAUUUUUGUCUUUUUUUGUCAGAGUUCUAUUAUAUAAUAAUUAAAGAGUAUUAGCAAGGAGAGGAGAAUUUAAGUCCUUCCACUGUUUUUCUAUGUUUGAUUCAAAUGUUUAUAUUAAAUUAUUUUCUAAAGAAAA